Lolium perenne is the source of this 3620-nucleotide messenger RNA. RefSeq lists its product as uncharacterized. Gene Ontology annotation, molecular function: protein binding. NCBI's taxonomy places the organism in Eukaryota, Viridiplantae, Streptophyta, Magnoliopsida, Poales, Poaceae. The record is from RefSeq and is a predicted model, not a curated record.
AGAAAAAGAAAAAACAGCUCCGGCCGCAGCGGCCACGGCCUUCCCUUCCCCCUCCUCCCUCCGUAGCUCCUUCCUCCACCAGCUAUCGGCGCCGCCGCGGACGCCUCCCCCGCAUGCUCGGCUCUUCCUCCGAGCCCUCUCCCUCGCCGUCUCCUGUUUCCAGGCGACAAGCGCGCGAUGGGCAAGGAGAAGAGGAAGAAGAAGAUGAAACGGGAGAGGGCGGAGGCGGCGGCCGAGAAAGCGCUGGAAACCAUGCGGCUGGAUGUGCAGGCCGCAUCGGCAAAGGCGCUCCAAAACUUGCGCCUGCUGUCCGUGCGCCUGGUGACCGUGCAGGGGGAGGUCGCCAAGGCGCUGCUGGACCUGCAGGUUGCGGCCGCGUCUCGAGCAGAUUCGAGCAACUUGUCUGCGGAGACAACAAGCAGCAGCCGCAGCAGCAACAUGGGGCGGUGCCACCACUUGGGCUUGGACAGCGAGUCGCCGGACACGGCUGAGGAGCUCCUGCACGAGAACAAGGAAGAUAUGCUGCUAUUGCACGUUGAUUCUACUAAAGUGAAGGAAUUGGUAGCAGAUUCUCACAAUCCAGAAGAGAAGGAGAAAGCUCAGAGCAGGGAAACUGUUCAUGAUGUGGCAGAACAUAUGAACUCUCUUCCGUCAAUUGGGGACUGCCUGAAACUGUUUUCGCAUGGCCUGACAGAUUGUAACAACUGUUCCGAGGUUGCCGCUGAGCUGCCAGAAACCGAUGGAAGUAAAAAUGUCGAACACAUCAUGGCAAGUAGCAAUGUAAAUACAACUAUUGAUGGAGACCAGACUGAAAUGUCAGACAUGAAAACAUGCCCAAGUGACUUUGGUAGCUUGUCGGCAGAAUCUCCAAGUAGGCAACCAUAUCUUCCAGAUUCACAUCAUCAGGUUACACUCUCUGAGGACAUAACUUCUGAAGAAGUCACUUCAGGGAAGAGCUGUGGUGAAAAGGACUUGACCUCCUGCAGCACAGCCCAUGAAAAAACUGAAAGUCAUGAAGGUGUUCAAGAAGCUGCGCUUAGUUGCCUUACAACUGAUGAACAGACUGACUUGCUGAGUACUCAGAAUAUUCAGGAUACCAGCACUCACAAACACAGCAGUGGAAAGCAGGUAAUGUAUGAUCGUGCUCAGCAAGUGGCGGGAAAACAAAAUAAGCAGACAGCAACUCAAACACGAUUGAUUAGCAAGCUGCCGCCUGUGUUAACCAUUCAACUUGAGAGACCUGCAUCCGGUCUUCCUAAAUUGAGUGGGCAUGUGAGCUUUAAGGAGAUUCUUCAAGUAGGACCAUUCAUGGACCCCAGGUCCGAGCUGCUUGAGACUAUUUCCUGCAAAAGUUGCUCACAUAAUGAAGUUACACAUAAUUCAUUACAUGUUCUUCAACCAGAGGACUCUCCAGCCAGAAGCAACCCUUUGCAAGCUGAUUCUACUAAAGUGAAGGAAUUGGUAGCAGAUUCUCACAAUCCAGAAGAGAAGGAGCAAACUGAGAGCAGCGAAAGUGUUCAUGAUGUGGCAGAACAUAUGAACUCUCUUCCGUCAAUUGAGGACUGCCUGAAACUAUUUUCACAUGGCCUGACAGUUUGUAAGAACUGUUCCAAGGUUGCUUCUGAGCUGCCGGAAACUGAUAGAACUUCAGGGAAGAGCUGUGGUCAAAAGGACUUAGCCUCUUGCAGGACAGCCAAUGAAAAAGCUAAAAGUCAUGAAGGUGUUCAAGAAGCUGCUCCUAGUUGCCUUACAACUGAUGAACAUGUACUGGAUGAUCAUAAUGCCCAACGAGUGGAGGAAACCCAAAAUGAGCAGACAGAUGUUGAUGGUACUGCAAGCAAAACAGAAUUGAUUAGCAAGCUGCCACCUGUAUUAGCCAAUCAACUGAAGAGGUACACCCCUGCAGAUAUGGACUGUUGCAUUCAAUCUGAGAAGAAGAGUGACCUGCUGAGUGCCCAGGAUAGUACGGAUGUGACUAGUUGCCUCGGAACUGAGAAUUCUAUGGAUAGCCAAGUAUUCGUGAAAACAGUUUCUGGCACAACUUUAUCAGUACAGAUUGAUCUAACAAAAACUUCUACAGAGCUGGGACAACUUAUUGAGAAGAAGGCUGUGUUCAGUCAGACUGAGCAAUAUUUGGAGUGUGAGGGUCGCAUAUUAAAACCCAAAUUAAAACUAUCAGAACAAGGAAUUGACAGGGGCUCAACCAUAAUGAUCCGUUCAAGGCUCUGUGGUGGAAUGGUUGUAUUUACCGACAUUCCCUUAGAGGAUAUUCUUCAGUCGAAACAGAUCCCGGGCCGAGCUGACACUGAACUAGAAUAUACAGACCUAGGAUUGACGACCCUGAGAGGUGUAUUGAGGUCCGCAAUCGACACUAUCGAUGCCGGAAGAUGUUGGACUGGAACAUUGGGAUUAGAGGAUUUCUCUGUUGAUGAAAAUGGUAUGGUCCACCCGAAUCGAGCUGCUACAGCUAACGCCAUACCUCGCCUAAUUCGUAGAAACCUUCAAGAUCUUGCAACCUCCAUCAAGAAUCAUUUUUCAGUUGAUGGAAAGUGGCCAGCGUAUUUGGAAAACCUCAUUAAGAAACUACGGAAGAGCACCCUUGUCUGGGACCAAGCUGAGCAGAGGCAUCGUCUGUGCUGGGUGUACAGAUUGGUGUUGCUUUCUCAUUUUGCUGGUCUUCCGUCAAUGUGCAGGGCAAACAUCGUUUACCAGUUAAAGAUAUUGUUUGAUUCUCUUGACCCAUAUCAAAAAGCGGAUUUCAGGUAUGCCCUACGCAGAUGCAAAUUAAAUGGUGAUUGGAUUGAAUUGGUGUCAACGGAUCCAGUGGUCAUGGUAACCUUCAAUAAAGGCGACUACAGAGGAAUGGACCGUACCACCCCAUUCUUCUUAUCAAGAAAUUAUUUUAGUCAUUGCUUCUACAAUAGCUGGGAUAAUAAUAAUGUUCUGUUGUAUGAUUGUGAUUCCGGUUUGGAGAUACUAAUGUCCCUGUGCUUGGGAGAUUAUUUGGCGGAUCUCAUCUCUGAAUUAUUCAAUUUUUUUGAUCUGUAUGAUCUGCUGAGGUCUUGCUGCCCGGGCCUGAACCUGUGAACCACUGAUGCAACGCUUGUUUUAGUCUCCAACAGUGAACCUGUGAACCACUGAUGCAACGCUUGUUUUGGUCUCCAACAGUGAACCUGUGAACCACUGAUGCAACGCUUGUUUUGGUCUCCAAAAGUGAACCUGUGAACCACUGAUGCAACGCUUGUUUUGGUCUCCAACAGUGAACCUGUGAUCAUGUGCUUGUAUUCGUAACGUUGACAUCGUGGCCUAACUUCUUCUAGUAAGCUGACUCAAGGUAGUAGCUAUCUGCAAUACACAUUUUGCUUUGGUUUCCGACGGAGCACUGCUGAUGCGGUGCAGCGGUGGCUGAGUACCUGUGAUCCUCUGAAUCUGUGAUUGUAUUCAUGUUCUUGGUAACACCUGCAGCUGUACACGAUACAGAACCAGCAAGAAAGGCAUGUGAGUCCAGCGGGUCGUGGGACCAUGGUCACAUGUAAGCGUUGAGUUGGGUAUUAGUAUGGAGACAGAACUGUAAGCAGUAUGAAGAAAAUGAAUGAAACUGAAUCUUGUCUCCUGUCUUC